This is a messenger RNA of Oenanthe melanoleuca, 391 nucleotides long. RefSeq names its product serine/threonine-protein kinase PAK 2-like. The record is from RefSeq and is a predicted model, not a curated record. The coding region runs from base 7 to 273 and encodes 88 amino acids. Gene Ontology annotation, molecular function: protein serine/threonine kinase activity. Gene Ontology annotation, biological process: intracellular signal transduction; regulation of MAPK cascade; protein phosphorylation. Lineage: Eukaryota; Metazoa; Chordata; Aves; Passeriformes; Muscicapidae. Gene Ontology annotation, cellular component: cytoplasm. The transcript has 3 exons.
AUUGAAAUGGUGGAACAAGAAGUUCCUUACUGGAAUGAAACUUCUGUCUGGGCUCAACUCCUGACAGGCACAGGAGGGACCCCAAAGCUGCGGCAGCCCAACCUCUUCUCACCUUUGCUGCGGGACUUCCUGAGCUGCUGCCUGCAGACAGACGAGGCACAGCGCUGGUCUGCCAAAGAGCUCCUGCAGCAUCCGUUUGUAACAUCAGCCAAGCCAGCGUCAACACUGGCACCACUCAUCAUUUCAACGAAGAAGAAGAAGACAAGAAUGUAACGAUCGUGUCAAGAUAUUAACUCUGCAAUCCUCAUAGAGUAGGAUUGUAGAAAAGGAUUGUGGAUUAGGAUUGUAGAGCAGGAUUAUAAAUAAAUAAAGUUUCUCAAACCUCAACUCA